CAGAGCUGUAUUAGCAUCUUAAGACAUUGCUUGAGACGAUCUUGAAAUAAGAUUUGACUAUGAAUACCGGCCUAUAUGUCGGUGUACUAAUGUGCUGUCAGCCAUCAUUCCCUCCAGGCUCCACAUACAGCCAGCGUGCUGUAAAAAUGUGUAAAAAGCUUCGAUCUCCAUUGAUCUUGCAUCGCUGCUUCGAUUAAAAUUAUAAUAUGCAAUAACUUAAUCGCUGAUUAAGAAGUUGUCAACAUAACAAAAUAAUUCAGUGCGAUCAUUAUAUUUGAUUGUAUUUUUGACGAAAGAUUAGGUUAGGCAUAGAUCUUGUGUGAUUUCUAACAGUUCUGACUAAAAUCAAGAUUCGAAUUGUUAGAACAAGAGAGCUCAAUCAAUUUAGUCCUUAUAUUUUUGUGGAAUACGCUUCGUACAUUUUUGGAAAAAUAAGGAUAAAAAGAUCUGUGCAUUGAUCAUGAAGGAUUAAUCUCAGACACAAGUUUUUUUAUUAAUAAAAACAAAUGUAAACUGAAUUAGCAAAUCAUAUUUGAUCUAAACAAAUAUCUAAUGCUCUAAUAGCAAAGCAUAUUUUUAUAUUAAGAAUUAAAUAAUAGCAAUUAAUUCUGUUGUGUUGCUACUUACAACUAUAAAAUGAAUGUAACACCUCCCAUCAAACCACCACGAGGAAUUAAGCCAACAAAAGAAACGAGUGGUUUGCUGAUUUCGGUGAUCCGCGCUUUAUCAGCAAGUGAAACAAAUGAGCAACGUGAGAUUGAGAAAGCAAAGUUGGAAAAGGAGUACAAACGAAGCGAUCAACGACUAGAAGAAUUAGUUUCAUCGCAUGAUCAGGAUCUUAUGGAAGUUAUGCAGAUAUUUAGCGCACUGUCCGAGAAAGUUACAUCAUCGCGAGAAAAAAUUCAUGCAGUGAAGGAGAAUCUGAAUGCCUGCAAACAAUUGCUGAGAUGUAAACGAGAGGAAUUAUUGAACUUGUGGCUGGAAGGAAUAGAACAUAAACAAGUCUUACAUCUUCUAAAAGAUGUAUCAUCAGAUUCAUGUGGACGUAUAAUAACAGAACCUGAGUUAUUACCAUUAGCCAACACAUCGCAAGACACCAUAAUAGAUCAGUAGUCAUAAGUGUUAUUCUACUGUAUAAAAAUAUAUAAAUAUUUAGUUUAUAAAUCUUUUCUAAUAUUUA
Monomorium pharaonis (pharaoh ant) is the source of this 1180-nucleotide messenger RNA. RefSeq names its product exocyst complex component 4 (gene Sec8). Gene Ontology annotation, biological process: Golgi to plasma membrane transport; chemical synaptic transmission; exocytosis. Gene Ontology annotation, cellular component: synapse; exocyst; growth cone membrane. The record is from RefSeq and is a predicted model, not a curated record. The transcript is spliced from 4 exons. Lineage: Eukaryota; Metazoa; Arthropoda; Insecta; Hymenoptera; Formicidae. Bases 637 to 1113 code for a protein of 158 amino acids.